AUUCAUUAGCUUGCGCAAAUAAAUGGGCCGUUGACCAACAUAUAAAUUGGCCCAAAUUCGUCACGCUCACGCCUCCACCCCCACUCAGAUCCACAUAUUAAAAAAAAAAAAAAUCAUUUUUGUGCAAUCAAUCAGACGAGAAGAAGAUUAUCCAUCGCCAUGGGACAAGUCUUUAACAAGCUCCGAGGUAAAGAGUGGAGACAUAAGCAGGUACAAGCGAUAUGUGAUCGUGUUUUCGAUCGGUUCAAGAUGCAAACCGGAAGAGCCAAUCUUACGUUUGAAGAGUUAUACAUCGCUGUUCUUCUCGUUUACAAUGACAUAAACAAGAGAUUGCCUGGUCCUCAUUUCGAUCCACCUUCUAAGGAUCUAGUCAAUAGCAUUAUGACGGACUGUGAUAUCAACUUGGAUGGAGAACUUGAUAGGGAAGAGUUUGUGAAGUUUAUUGAGCAGAUUACGGCUGAGACGUUUAACGUGGUUAGUCAGGGUUUGAUCAUAGCUUUGAUUGUUGCUCCCACUGUGGCUAUUGCGACGAAGAAGGCCACGGAAGGUGUCCCUGGAGUUGGCAAAGUUGUGCAGAAGCUGCCUACUUCAAUCUAUGCUUCUCUUGUGACUCUUGCAGUUAUGUGGGUGAAUUCUGAUUCAAGUUAAGCUUCUCAUAUUGUCACCAUAAUAAAUGUGUUUAUAACUCAACUGCUACGAAAAUAUAGAAACAACGCACGGAUUGGUUGAACGGUUGGAUAAUACUAUUUUUUUCUGAUUUACUCAAACUCUAUGGUUGGGGAAGUAAUUGAAACAAAAGAGUUACAAGAUGAGAGAUUUGAUGUAAAAAUUUACGACUGAAAUGAAUUAACAAAACCAGUGUUUAUCUCUCCUUAGGACAACAAAACAAGCAUGAACUAAACAAGA
This is a messenger RNA of Arabidopsis thaliana (thale cress), 906 nucleotides long. RefSeq names its product Calcium-binding EF hand family protein. The transcript has 4 exons. NCBI's taxonomy places the organism in Eukaryota, Viridiplantae, Streptophyta, Magnoliopsida, Brassicales, Brassicaceae. Gene Ontology annotation, molecular function: calcium ion binding. The coding region runs from base 160 to 648 and encodes 162 amino acids. The record is from RefSeq and is marked reviewed.